Messenger RNA from Neltuma alba, 1620 nucleotides. RefSeq names its product pentatricopeptide repeat-containing protein At1g62350-like. The transcript is spliced from 2 exons. The record is from RefSeq and is a predicted model, not a curated record. The coding region runs from base 260 to 1003 and encodes 247 amino acids. Lineage: Eukaryota; Viridiplantae; Streptophyta; Magnoliopsida; Fabales; Fabaceae. Gene Ontology annotation, molecular function: protein binding.
AUCAAGCCUUAAACCAACAGCAGUGGCUUGCUGACGGCGGUGCUUGUGUUGCCCAACCUUAGUCGCCGGCGGCGACCACACCAUCCCUUAGUCUGUGGUGAAAUGCUAUACGUAGCCUCCACAUCCCCUUUCCAGUCUCCCGAGUCCUCAUCUAUCGCAUUGCCUCCUCUCAAGGUAAGAAAUUCGCAUGUUAGAUUGAAACAAACACGGUCUUACCAGUGUUGGGAACUUGGGAUAGUCGGAAGAGGAGCUUUAUUCGAUGUCGCUGCGUAUUGCUGCGGAUGCACUGCGAAGAGCUUCAUCCACAAAGAUAUUACAUUCGCCAAAUCAAAGCCUUCGAUUCCUCUCUGGUUCGGCUGCAUCGGCCUCAACUUCGGCGUCAAGCCCUAGCUUGUCAAUAUGGCGGCGAAAGAAGGAGAUGGGUAAAGAAGGCCUGAUUGUGGCCAAAGAGCUUAAGAGGCUACAGUCCCAUCCGGUUCGGCUCGAUCGCUUCAUUCGCUCCCAUGUCUCUCGCCUGCUGAAGUCUGAUCUCGUAUCGGUCCUCGCCGAGUUCCAGAGGCAGGACCAGGUCUUUCUCUGCAUGAAGUUGUAUGAUGUAGUGCGCAAAGAAAUAUGGUACCGGCCAGAUAUGUUCUUUUACAGAGACAUGCUCAUGAUGCUUGCAAGAAACAAAAGGGUGGACGAAAUAAAGAGGGUUUGGGAAGAUUUGAGAAGAGAGGAAGUCCUUUUUGAUCAGCAUACAUUUGGAGACAUCAUUAGAGCUUGUUUGGAUAGUGGCUUGCCCAAUGAGGCGAUGGACAUAUAUGAAGAAAUGAGGCAAUCUCCUGACCCUCCUCUUUCAUUACCUUUUCGGGUGAUAUUGAAGGGACUUAUUCCCUACCCAGAACUAAGAGAGAAGGUAAAAGACGACUUCUUAGAGCUUUUUCCCGGCAUGAUCGUCUAUGAUCCUCCUGAGGACUUGUUUGAAGAUCAAGAGCACCACCAGAGUGAAGAUGAUGAAUAGAGCUCUGUUGACUAGCUUCUUGAAUUCCUUUGCCAUAAUCGGCAGUCUCAGAUGUUUGUGGCAGCUUUGCUCCUGCACUGAAUUUCUCUGACACUUGUUGAGACUUAGGAGCUGCUGUUAACGUCGAAGGAACGGUUGCAAUGUAGGAGCCAGAUCAGGCGAAUCUUUUGUACUUCCAGAUGACAAAGUAUAAUUGCCUUUCUCAAUUCAAAUGGAUUGGAAUUGCUGCUGAUAACAUGGAAUCUGGUUUCGACUCAUCUUUGUUCCUGCUUUCUGGAUAAUGAUGUUACGGGUGGAAACUGCAUGCUUAAAGGCAUUUUAGACAAUCUUGCAAUGGUUUACUAAACUAUUGUUCCCGUAUGAGGCUUGCAUGAUUGUUUCCGCUUUCGUUUUGUUGAAAGGAUCAUUCUUACUGAUUCUUGCUGGUUUACUUGGUUGAGGUUGAGGACUUGAGGUCAUGAAAAAUGUUGCCAUAUUUCAGCUAAUGGAAUGUCGUGUCAAAGACAAUGAUUUGUUGUGAUACGUAUUCUACCUUUUGAAGGUAAAAGCACACCCUUUUGGAUAUCAUUUGUACAAAUACCCUCUUUCAUUCUGCUAGUCUCUCAAAUGGUUCAUUA